AUGGCACAGUGCACGCAGAGCGCUUUUGAGUUUAUACAAAGCGCUUUUUGCCCUAUGGUUGCCGUUAUGUGCAGUGAAGAUGCCGAGAAAGUCUCUCAGAAGAACAACUUGAGUUUUGUGGAAAUGGUCCGUCCAUUCUGCCAUCUUACAAGUGAAGGUAAUAAAAUAAGGAUAAUUAUAUGCUCUACCUUAACAGAUUACCGUUCGACUUAACUAUUACAAAUGUAUGAGAUUGAUUUUAUUACAAAUUUUUCAGUUUAGAUUAUACAGGAUUGUGGUAGGCGGGUGUACAUUUACGUAGCGUAGACGGAAGCAAUUUAAAUAUGGAGAGUUACACUGUAAAAGUUCUAUUGAUCAGAAACAAGAAAAAUAUUCUUAUUUUAAUGAUUAACCAACAAUUUUUUGACAGUUAGAGAGUGAUUUGAUGGAGUAAUUAAAUCGCUUGUUAAACGUACAACUAAAUACGAACUAAACAUCUGUUUGAUCUGUCAAUUAAAACAAAACUGCACAACAAGUAAAACCGAUAAGAAUCUCGGCUUUUUUUUUUGGGCAAAAUUUCCGCACAGCCCCGUACCACAUUAUGUAUUCAGUUCUUGAAUAGAGAAAACAAUGACCAAAACAAUACAUUGCCAUUGGGAAAACAGAUUUGUUAUACAAUAGUAUGGGGCUGUGCGGAAACUUUACCGCAAAAACAAUUUCCUUCAGAAAAAAAUUGUGCAAGAUAAAAAUUUGGGAAAAUUUAUGACCCCUAGUCAAAUGAAAACAUGGCAAGAGAGGCAGUUAUCCAAAAGAGUUGGCUCAGUGUGAUUACAUUUGAACUAAAUGCAGUGAUGUUGUCCUCUAUGUUUUUCAUCUUUGCUGCACAGGCUGUCAUGAGUGCCAUGUACAUUCAAAAUAGAGAUUUUCCAGUACAUUAUUGGCAAGAGCCAAAUAUCUUCUCCUCUGGCCUGACCCCACUCAGUUUAUUAGUAUUUUAAGCCUUUAAGUCCCAAGACCCAAAUAGUAUUUCUCCCUUCUGACUGCUAGACAGUCCCUUGUAAAUUACACAGGGGAAUUUGGCUCCAUAACAACAUACCACUCUUUUGCUGAUAAGCUUUUCUAUUCUCCUUACCUGUAUGUUAUGUAACAUUUGAAUUGUAAGGAGAAGUUACAAGUCAAUCACCUUUGGGCUUGAAACGGUUGACAAAUGGCUGCUGCUCUUUCUCUUUUUUUUUGUUUUGCUUUCUUCUUGCAUUGGCAUCUUGUGGGACCUUGUGGAAGGCUUUACAGCUUUUUACAGGUCCUCUCAGGCAUUUGUAUAUGGGCAUUACACAUGUAAUGUUUUUCGUUUAAUCUAGGACACGUAUGCCAGAUAUUAGUAUUAAUUGAUUAUUAAAUAUUUUAAUAGUGGAUUAGUGGUAUGUUGAUUCCCAAAGGUGAACAAAUUAAUUUAAUCACAGAUUAGUGAUAAUCAUGUAUUACCUGAUGUUUUUUACAUUUAGCUCAUAUGAGAGAUCCUUCUGGUGUGAUCCAUCCAGUGAAAAACUGGCAUAUCCGACUAGUUGAAAUGUCUGCCACUCACCCACCUCAGCAUGUUGUGAACAAAUUGUUGAGUGAAGUUGUAUCACGGACACAGCCAUUAAACAAUGAUCCUAGCUCCCUGACUCCUGAUGCUCAGGCAAAAGGUGAGUUUAGUGUCAUUGUUUUGCAAUAAUUUAUCAAAUUUCACUCCUUUGGUCUGAAAUUUUCAACAAGGGAUAAUCAUUCACUACUUAGCAGUAUAUUCAAAAGAAUUUGGUCAUGUCCCACAGCUGGGUUGUUCAAAGCUGGGUCAAGAUAACCCAGGAUUAGUGUGAAAUCUGAUUUUAGAUCUGAAAGCUUUGAAAGAAAAUUCAAUAUAACUCUUUUUGUUCACAAUUUAAUGAUUGAAUGUUCUUAAAAGAGUAGAGAAAAUUAUCCCAAAAAAGGCUUUAGAACAUAGGAAUAAAGAAACGUGGACUUGAUUUAAGCCUGGGUUGGCACCAGUCAGUCUUCAAACAACUGGGCCCAAAACAAUAUCCCCCAGUGUGAUGUCAAGCUCAAUUCUCGUUAUUCGUACAUGUACAUUUGAUAGUAUAUGAAGACUGCACUCCUGAUUAAACUACUGAUUAAAUCUUUCCUGGGGCCUUUGGAUAUUCAAAAAUUUUAGCUUUUGAUGAAGUAGGUGAUGUAUUUGUUAUAAUUCCCUGUUAGGUUCUGCACCUUGGUUUGAAGCUUUCCGAGACUGUUUUUUUCAGUUGGUGAAACCGUCUGAUCAUGAGUUUAUCAGACACUUUCUGGCUUGUAUCUUUUCAAGGAAAUGUUUUUGUUAUAUCUGUGGUAUUGGCUAAUGUGUUGAUUAUGUAGUUGGAUUUUUGUCAUUAAUAAAUGCACAAUGUAUACAAGUAUUUUUUGUGAUUAUCUGAUUACAGUGCAUGGUCUUUUCUGAGAUAUCUGGUCAUUACAUCUGUAUAAAUGGCUGCAGUGUAUAAGCUGCUAUAUACUCCCAGCCUUUUAUAACAGUCAUAUCUGUGAUAGUAAUAGUCUACUUCUUUUUUUACCUUAAUUGAGGAUAGAGAUUAAAACUCUUUUGCUGAAAUUGCUGCCCAAAAAAUACAUAUAUUAUAAAUAUGUGGAAUUAAUUAAUUCUUUUUUUAUGUGAAUUUCAAUCUAGUAACCUGUUGUAGUGUACACUUAGUAGUGUAGUGUAGUGUUUUUUUGUACAUAAUCAUAUCCUUUUGCAAUUGAAAUUAAUUUCCUUGAUUGGUUAUGCUACCAAAGGCCUGAUAGUUGUUUCUUCUCAUCAUCCUGAUCCUAUGAAUGCUUUUGCAACCAUGAGCUCACAGCAAAUAGAACAACAAUCUGACCAACAUGGCCAUUUCAAGUGGUUCACCAACACGGUGUUUAAAUACCAUCUUUUGUUACAUGAUGUUAGUGUUGGUGAAGAGUCAAAGUAAGAACUUCUUAUUCUGGUUGUUCAUUUUGUUUUUGAAUUUGUAUUAUUUUGUUAAGAUACAUGUAUCUUAUUUGUGAUCCUCUUUUCUAUAGCAAUGCACUUUUUUCUAAAUUGUUGAGGGAAUUUGUUGUUGUAUCAAUAUACACCACUGAAAAGUUGGUCUACGCUAAUCACCAUUUUGUUGGAUAAGGCCAAUUUCAGUUUCCAGGAUUGCCUUGAUUUAGCUUUUCUUCACAAUGAGAUUGGUCAAGUAAACGUUUGUCAUUUCCUCAACUGAAAUUAAAUUCAAAACUGAAAACAAUAACCACUUCCUUGCUUCCAUUUUCCCUUGCCAAGUCAGUUUGCCUGCUUAUGCUUUGAAGUCUCAUCCAAUGCUUGUGAUGUAAUUGGCAAUAAUUACUUUAGUUUUGGUUAUAUGACACUGAAUCCAGAAGCACUUUAUUGUGAUUCUGUAGGAAGAAGUUACUUACUGGCUAGUUCUGAUCAUUCGGUGAUAUAUUAUCUAAAUAAAAUCCCAUAGUUGAUGAUUUCUUUAUUCACAUUACCUGUGUGUGUUUGAAAGUGCCUUAACCAUUUAACUCCCAAUAUCCAAUAAGUACAGUGUAAUUCUCUCCACUGACUACCAUGAAUUUCCAGCUUGUAAAUCAGACAGGAGAUUCUGCUGUUUUGUCAGGAUAAAGCCUUGUUGUUGAUAAACUUGUAUUUCUUAUAAACUGUUUUUAAGACAAUAUAUUGUGGGUGCUCAAGGGUGAAAUUUUAAGAAAAAUGUUAUACUUCAUAUGCAUUCACCUCUGGGUUUGAAAGGGUUAAACAUAUCAAAUGUUGUGCAAAUUUGCUUUUAUGAAAGCUUUUCAAAGCUGAGCACUCCAUAUUUUUAAGACAAGAGCCUUAAGGAACCUACUGAUUGUUUCCAAAGAGGACAGUUUCAGGUAAUUACUAAUCUUGCAUUGUCUUUUGAUGUUUCACAGGGCAGAAUCAAUUUACCAGAGUAUGAAGUCUGUCUAUGGUACAAAUGCCUGCCAUAUGCUACAGAUCAACUCUGUCAGUAAUAGUGGUUCCAAUCCUCUUCCAAAUCUUCCUGAUCCAUGGAGUCAAUUCAUAAUUCCAACUAGUGAGGACACAUUGGUGAGCCUUUUGAUGUUCUGUUCCUCACUUACACUGUCUGGCUGACAUGUUUGUUUAUACAGUAUACUAUUGCAGGUGGGAAAUUUGGGUGUAAAACAGAGGAGGACAGACCCAUGAAGCUUGAACAAGUAUUCUCAUUUAUCAGUCCAAACUAGAAACAUUUAAAACAAUAAAUUACUAAAAAGGGGAAAAAAAGUCAAAUACUAAUCUUACUCCUUUCCGGACUCAAAAUGCACCACUUGGUUGACAUACUAAAGGAAACUAAAACACAUGUCCAAGAAUAUAGAAUUAUUACAUGAUGCUGGGCAAUGAAGCAUGAUGAAACAUGCCAUAGGCACAUUGUUGCUGUAAUAGUUUAGGUCAAGCCUCUGACUCUACUGGAGUUUUUUUUAUGCUGUGAAGUCUUUUAGAGAUAUUUUCCAUUCACCCACUAUGAUUUUAUGCUUUUGUACAAUGCAAUUCCAAUACCACAUUUGUUGCAUCAUACCAUCACAAUUCAUUGAUCUUACAUGCUAACUGAAUGGUAAUUUCCCCUAGGACUGGGAUGAUGAUGAAGUGGAUGCCAAUGCACAGUCUGUAGAAGAUGACCCUGAGAAUUGUGCUGUUGAUGAAAACUUUGAUCCCGAGGCAGCAAUUCAUGAGCAGACUGAUGGAGGACGGGUACGCAGGAGCUCAGGACCAAUUCUGAUUGAUCCUUUGAGAUUUGAUGACAGUGCUGAGAUUGAGGAUGACUUGGAGAAUGAAAAACUAUCAAAACAUCUUCCUGGCAAACAUAGUGAGAAACACCAUCAUCAUCUUGCCAGUCAUUACCGUUACUUUUCCAGUCGGCAGUUCUCUGGUGGAACAAGAGGCCCAACAGCUCAAAGAAAUCAUGGAUUGUGCUUGAGUCUGAGUGAUCAUGACAGGAUCAAGAUAUUCAUUCAUGAGUUGGGUUAUAGAGGACUCCUCCAGUAUAUUGAGAAACUUAUGAGAUAUCUUAAUGAUCAGGUAACAUUUUAUUAUUAGCUAAUCAAAGACAAUAUUUUUAUAGUGUAAAUUCUCUACCACUGAGCUCUUGUCUCCAUGCAUCUCUCUUACCCUUCAACCCUUAGGAGCAGCUAGCAUCUAAUCUCUUUUUACACAGUUACUACUGAAUCAAGAACAAAGACUAUGAGAAUACAAGAAAUGACCAUCAAGUAAAGAAGCUGUUUAAUAUUAAACAAAUUCUUGUUGAUAUCAAAGGAAACAAAAUUUCAAUCAGAUUUUUUAAGGGGCUAUGAGGAAAUUUUGUUUGUUUUUGUCUGGUGCACCAUUCUUAAUCUCAUCAAGCCUAGGUACUCAGUAUUCUCCCUUAUUUUAUGCAUGGCAGGUAAAAUAAAUUUUCAAAGUGGUAAAGCAAUCCUUUUACCUGUUGAAUUUUCAAGAAUUCCAAGCAAUUUUAAAUGGUAAUAAGAGUUACUACAGGUGGUAAAUGUUACUUGUUACUGCCUGAAAAGGAGAACACUGGGUACUUUAGUCAUUAGUAUUUUUUCAUUUUAUAUUUAUAUAUUAUGUUACACACCCAUAGUACCUUAACGGAUAGGAAACACAUGAAAAACAACUCUUUUCAUUUUUUGUCCCUCUCUUAUUUUCAAGGGAACAGUAUCUCUAUGGGAAUUUUCUUAUAAUUUAAACUUUUUGUUUCAUCUGAUCAGAUUGUCUCGCGUAAAGGUCUCCAUCGCUCAUUCUUCAGUGCAACAAAGAAGUGGUUUGGUGGAGGAAAACCAGCUGGAAUGGCAUCUGGUUUGGUUCCAGGAAUCAUGUAAGCAUUUGUAUUUAUACAUGUAUGCAUGUGUAACAUGCAGUCAAUUCUUGUCCAGUGAAACCCUGAUCUGCUUUGAACAGAACUCAAUAAAUCCUCAGCCAAAACUUCUUACAGCUGUAGGUGUAUGAUGAUGACUGUUAAGUUCUUCAACUUUUCGUGCUAUUUUUUUAGGAGAUUUGUGGUACAUGGUAGCUGGAGGGUCACAGGGUCAUUGGAUUUAUUUCUGUGAUGUUAUAUGCUCUAAAAAAAGAACAUUGAAUUAUAUUGUUUUUGUGUGUGAAUUCACAGUCAGUGACAUUUACACACUUCUUCCCCGUAUGUCAUUUCAAUCCAUUUUCACCUCAGAGCCAUAUGAAGUCCAUUUUGAUUGCCAUCGUGUUCUUACAAGUUCUGCUGUGCAUUUCCAUUUCAUCUUUCAGAUACAGUAAUGAUUCCCCCGAGCUAUUCCAACGUAAGCUGGGUGAUUUGGCAUUUUUGGUCCAAAACUAUGAGCUUGCAUACAACAGUUACCAUACAGCCAAGAGGGACUUCAACAAUGAACAUGCUUGGUUUUAUUUUGCUGGAGCAUUGGUUAGUGCUUUGUGUGCUAGCAGCCUUUUCCAGGCAUUCAGUUGAUAAAACCAAGUGCAAUAUUAAACAGUUUGAAAGUAACAGAGGGGUUAAAAAAAUGGUGGAGGUUUGGGUCCAACCAUGUGACUUGAUCAAGUCACGCAAACCUCCCGCUUUUUCUGCUGCUAUUGCGUUGUUUUAUUAACUGAACAUCUGUGACAGGCUUGCAUGCUGGUAUCUUUAUACUCUCUUAACAAAUGACAAUCCUUGAAGACCUCUCUCUGCAGCUAAUAAUGAAUUUUUUACUCUGAUAAUAAAAUGUACAGUUUUGCAGCAGGGCCUGUACAAUGUAAUGCUAUAGACAUUUUGUAAUAAUUCUGUUUAGGAAAUGGCAGCCAUCUCAGCUUUUAUGGCAUCAAAUAAUCGUCCUUUUCCAACACACUACAUGGAAACAUCAAUCACCACCUAUCUCAAUGCAUGCAGGUACAUAUUUUGCUUUUCUAAACUGAUAUAGUUCCUUGAUCAGAUAGGAUAAAUGAAAACCUCCUGUAGAUUGAUUAGUGGGAAACUCUAUCUAGGGCUCAAAUGGCUACACAGUGAAUGACAAAGAUUGCUCUGUCAAUGCUCCUCUAUUAUUUAACUAUUUAAGUCAGGGAAUAAUGUUAUUCACUCUUUGAGGGACUGGAGCAAAGUCUUUGUUUGUAAGUUCUGUUGAAAGGUUUGAAACUGAACAAAUUUUACUUCUCAGAGAAAGAGUAAACGUAUCUUAUUGUAUAUUGCGUUAAUUCUAACAUGUGAGUUCAUUAUUAGUUCUCAUGUGAGAUCUGACAGAAGAGAGAUGAAUAAAGAACUUUUUAGUCUAUGUGAAUUGUAUUGUGUAUAUAAAAGAAGCAUUUUCCACAUUCUGUUUCCCCCCACCUGUGAAGUAGCAGAUCACAAAAAAAAAAUUUGUUUAAUCCUAUUAUUUAAUUAAAUUAAUUUGUCAUUCUAUAGACAGCACCAGUUUGCUAUUAGAGCCACCCUCCUCAGUGCUGAAACUCUCAAGGCACGAAAUAUUUACCUUGACGCCGCCAUGCAGUUCAUGCGAAUGACUGCUGAGGUAAAAAAAAUUUCUUAUAGAAACGCUUUGUUGCAGGUAUAUUGAAUUGUCAGACAAAAGCAUUAGUUACGGCUAGAGACUGAAUAUGUAGUUAAUGACCUUGGUUUAUCAGAUGUGAUGCUCCUCACCCUCUUAGUCCUACACGUGAUUAAUAAGUAACUUCUCUCUACAUCUUACAUAUUUUACCCAGCAGACAAGUGAUGAGAAUACUCAAACUUAUCAAGUAGAAGUUGUUAUCUUGAUCUAACACCAAAUUCUCAAAACUGUUUUACAAUGAAAUGUGUAGCAGCUAGAGGGGAGAAUGGACAAUCAGACCUUGGAAGUUAAAGGGUUAACCAGCUUUGGUUUUGUUGCAUAAAAAGGUGAAACGACUUUUAGGUUUCUCAAGGAAUUGAAAGGUUUUUACUCUGAUCCCUCUCUGUGUCCCGUGCAACGUUUUCCUUAUUUUUGUUUCCUUUACAGGAUUCUGAUCUUCUGUGUGCUUUGUUUUUGGAGCAAGCAGCGCAUUGUUUUCUUCACAGCAAUCCACCCAUGAUUCGCAAGUAUGCUUUUAACAUGAUCUUGGCUGGUCAUCGUUACAGCAAAUCUGCGCAGGUACGGCUCGGUGGAGAAAUAUAUUCAUACUCCCUGUCGCUUCGUGCUAAGGAAACCGGAAUGAGUUCAAGAUGAAUGGGCCACCUGACUCGAUACAGACUUAACCUUGUGAUAUUUUUCUCAUUACCGAUCUGGAUUUUUUUCAAGCAUUUCGGAGUUGCUGAUUUAAAUAACUGGACUGAUAUAUAUGUUUUUUUUAAUAUUUUUGUUUCCUUUGCCUUUUCAGAGAAAGCAUUCCUUGAGAUGUUAUCGGCAAGCUCUUUACGUAUACAAUGAAAAGUCAUGGCACCUUGCAGAGGUUGGAAAUUACUAUGUCCAGUCAAGAUAAAUUACCUAUACACAAUGUAUUUUAGGAGAAACUUCUUUAUUUUUUAACCCUUUAACUCCCUAGAGUGACUAAGAGAGAAUUUCUCCUUACAAUAUCAAUACAAUACAAUACAAAAUCAAGCAGAAAAGUGAUGAGAAUAAAAAAAAACUAUCGAUUUUGGGGAUAACUAGUUGAUCCAAUACUAAAUUCUCUGCACUAACCUCAUAAGAAUUGUAUGGUUGACAGUAAGGAGAAUUACAAAUUUGGUCAUGGAGUUAAAGGGUUAAAUCAGUGCCGUUUUCAAUUGAGUGUUGGAAGUAACCCAGGAUUGCAUUGGUUUUGCUUUCCUUUGCUUUGCUCUCUGAUUAGUCCUGAAAACUCGCGCCACUUUCCCAACCAAUCAGAUUUAAAAUAAGACACCAAUCGCGACCCAGUCUCUCGCGUUUUCCCGCACUUGAAGCUGUUUGCUGGAUUUUACUUAGAGUUGCUAUUGGCUGCAGAUAAAGAUUUCCUUUUAUCUGGUGGCCAUUCUGACUACCUUGCUUUGGUUUAAAAACACUAACGAAAAGUGCUCUAAAAGUUUAUGACGAUUUGUCAGGAAUUGCAAGAAGACAAGCAAGGGAUAAUUCGUUUACGUUGUGAAAAAAGUUACUACCUCUACGUGAAUUUGAUCACUGAACUAAAAGUUGCGAACUUCCUUUUGCAGGACCACAUCAACUUCACUAUCGGUCGCCAGUCAUUUAAUCUUCGUUUGUUGGAGGAUGCUCAAUCAUUUUUUAGACAACUGUUGGAGUACGAAAGCUCUCAAGCACCAGAACAACAGGCGUCCUACCUCAGAGAAUUCCUCUUUGUUUUUAAGGUACAUGCAUUUUGUAUGGAACAAAUCAACCGCUUCACGGCCACCCACUAAUUUUGAGAGCCCGUGUUAAGAACUCAAUGAGAGCCUGCUGCGGCCUGCAAGGAUUACACCUUUCCAUUGAGUUCUAUGCAUUACAAGAUAAUUUGGCUUUAUCAACUAAGUUGAGAAAAUGAAUUGGCCACCAAAAAGAGUUUCUAAAUAGGUUUCUAGCUUAGAAACUCUUUGCAGAAGGCAAUUUGCUUUAUCAAACCCAUUAAUAAAAUCAAAUUAUCUUGUAAUGCCUCUUCUCCCCCUUCCACCCCUCCCACUAUCGCAGCGCCACUGUUUCUUAACCCUUUAAAUAGAGUGACUAUCAUCUAAUUUCUCCUUACAAUAUCACCCUUGAAUCACUCAUAAAGGUUACGAGAAUAAAAGAAAUGAUCCACAACUUAGGAAUCUCUUGAUUGUUAGACAAAUUCUCCUUGUCAGCACCCUACAAAAUGUACUGACAACAGUAUGGAGAAUAUGCAUACUGACCUUAGGGUGUCAAGGGCUGAGAAACUUACCCCCUUUAUUCUAUGUACGUCCGUUGGUUACAUGGGACAAGUAGUUUUCGUUGUCUUAAAUGUAUGCCAAUAUGUUAAGUUUUUGAUGUCAUUCUUUUUCCUGGCCUUUCUUUCAGCAACUAAAGGAUAUCAAAGUAAAAGAGAAGGCACAAGUGAAUAAGCUUCCUGUUUUACCUUUACCCUUAAUUGUCCACGAUUCAACGAAGGUUAUACCAUGUUAUCGACACAACAGUCUUCAAGGAAAACAACCUGAAAGGACACCUGUGAACAGUACAUUCGAAACAAAGGACAAUUUUUUUAAUCAAAAAUUCAGUGCUAAUGAUGAGUUAAUCAAAAAUAGCAACUGGACUUCUGUUGGACAAACUUCUUUUGAUGAUAAAUUUAAUCAUACAUUGGCUCAGAGGUGGAUUAAACUACAGCAAGAAGCGUAUGAGAGUAUCAAUAUGACCACUUUUCCUCCUUCGUUUCGAUGCCAAACGCCGUGUUUAAGCUCAAAGACUGAUAACAGAGCGAGGCCUCUUGGUGUUGUUAACGGUAUGUAAAAGUUUUUGCAUCCUAGAUCUGAUACAGUAAGGGAGGUUUUUGCUGAAACCGUAAUGUUUUUACCUCCACCAUUGCAAACUAUGAAUAAUGAUGACAUCAUGGGAGUUUUAAGAUUCCAGAGAGUAACUUGACUUUUAAAACUGUUUUCGAAUGUACUAAAAAUUCCACUUCGUACGCCGCCAUUUUCAAUAUUACCUAGCAACCUGGCCGCAUACCCUAGGUUUUACAGAGUUUCACUUUUUCUUCUAUCUUUUGGCGAAAUGUCAGCCAUAUCCUUCUAAUUACUUAAGUCUUGAAUUUGGUGCAGUGUGCAGAUAUUUAGCUUUCAACUGUGCUGUUAUUAUUUUGCCAUUUCAGAGACUGUUGGAGUAGAAGUUGUUCUUAAAAAUCCCCUCAAGAUUCCAUUAAACCUGACAAAUCUUUUGUUAUUAUGGGAAUUCACCCCUGAAGGUCUAGAAGAUAGCGUCUCAAAUGAGGUUAGCGAUAGUAAAUCACAAAGAGGAAACUUUCCAAUUAUUUCAAUACUAGAGUAGAACAGGUGGUACAUUUACGUAUAUCGGCAAACGGAAAAAAUUUAACCUCUUCCCGUCUGCCUUAAGUUGUUUGCACUUCAAAGAGAAAAAACCUGGAUUUACCUUGAACAGAAGGUUUUUUUUUUUUAAAUUUUCCCAAAUUGCUGAUGAGAGGAAAAUUGCCGUAAACGUUUAACUGCCUAACAAAUUUAUACGUGCGUUAAUAUUCUGUUGUAGUUUUCACCAUUGGAAGAUGUGGUCAAAACGGAAAUAAUCAAGAAUUUUGAUAUCAGUGGAAAUGAAACAAAAGCUGUAAGUAAAAUAAAGAAGGAUGAAUCCAGCUAUCCUCAUAUAAUCACUUGAGGUAUUGUGAAUUUUUUGAGUAACGUUGAACCAAACAGUUCUUUUUGUGAACAAUGUCAAGAAAGCCAACAUUUAUUAACUUACUUAAGAAGAAAUUUAAAGAACUGUUAAUAUUUUACACCGGCGACUGAAGUCAAAUCUCGGCGUUUAAAUAACCCGCCCAUGGUAACUGAAAAAUUGCGCUGUGUUCCUACAGGCCCGUCUUACUGUGAUUCCGUGUCAGACGGGGCGACUACAUAUCACAGGAAUUAAAUACAGCUUGACUAGUGCCGCCGUCAAUGGACCAGUUGAAGAGAAAAUCUCCGUCCCACCGGGGUUGAACCCAGCUCUGUCAGACAUUAGCAUGCAGGGGAGGUUAGACUUUGAUCAGAGAGGUCCUCGACUUAAUAACACCAAGGCAGAAAAGACGAGUGUCAUCUAUGGUCCAGACUAUCGUCUUACCUUGGAUGUUGUAUCGCCUAUGCCGUUGCUUGAGGUAAAAAACAUAAUCCGCGCUUACACCAUAUGCAGAGCAAUUCUUGAAUUUUGUAUCGGGAUUAAUUUGGGUUUGGAUUUGCUUUUUGUUUUCUGAGCGUUGUGAUUGGUGUGGGAACCUAAACAGACGACAGUAGAACGCCAGUAACUGGCUUUUACUGAAACCGCUGUGUAUAUGUUGUAUCAUGAUCACCAAGAGCGUGCGGCACUCGAGUUUCAAAAUUCUGUCCGGACAUUUUCACAAUCGUGCUAUACUUGCAGUAGAAUCGAUUCAAAACUUUUUCGGAGUAAUUUUACGAGAUAACACUUUUUUCAUCAGGUUCGGUUCUCUGGAUUUGCUAACAAACUGCUUUGUAACGAAGUGGUCCAAACCAUGGCAGAGUUCACUAACUGUAGUGAGUGUCACCUUGAAAACCUCUACAUUGCCACACCCAACCCCGAGUUCUUCACCUUUGGAGUCACAGGACAUAUGGCGGUGAAUGUGAAAUGCAGCUCAGCUGCGAGCGAUGUCAGAAGAGUCUCCCAAGUUCCCAUUCCGGGAGGUAGACUACCGCCUGGUCAUACGACCAAGCUACCUGUUUGGAUUCAAGGUCAUGGCAAACCUGGCAGAUUCAAACGAGAAAUGUUGUUUUACUACCAGUCUGCAGGCAUCAAAUCUGCAAUGAGGUAAUGCAAUGUAGCUAAGCAGUGCAGUUUACAAUUGAGUGUCAAAAGUAAUCGGGGAUUGUAAUGGCUUCUCUUUACUUCACCUUGUGGUCGGUCUAGAAAACUCACUCCACCUUCUCACCUCGUGCCACCUUCAGUUGCAAACUAAAACCAUUGGUGACUUGGUCACCGUCUUUUUCCCGCGCUUUAGAAAGUUUGCUUAUUUAAGGGUUCCUUUUGGUUUUUUAUGAUAUUUUCCUUUGUUCUGAUUGGACGGCUUUGAUUCACGUGAUAUUGGUUUGGUAUUGCGACACUGACGCAAUCGAAAUGCACUCCACGAUUUUGUAACAUUACUCAGGAAAAGAUAGUUAUUGCGGUUUUGUCUUCCAUCUGUGAAUUUGUGGUUGGGUCUGGUGAUGAGCGUUUACUUGAACCUUUGUCUUGCAGUUAUCGAGUGCUUCAACAUGCCUUUGACGUAACCACGAAUAGUUCUGUUGCUGUGCGCGCCACGGCCAGGCGGAACAGACACUCCGUCUCUCAACCAAGGUACGUUACUGACGAUGCUUGUUUGAGAAGUGAAUUUUUUAAUGAGAUCUACUGAUUUUACAGUGCAGAGAUGCGGUAAACAAAUAACGCAUUUUAUUAAAGACUUAAUAGGUAUGCUUACUUUUGUCUCUUUAAGUUCUGAAGAUCAGAAUCAGUUGGUUAUUGCUUUGGAUGUGGAAAGUCUUGUACAGGUCAGUGGGCUACGACUUUUCAAGUUAUCAGUACGUCUUGGGCCAGGCGUGCAGUCGAUUUUCGCUGUAUUUUUUCGUGUGGUUUAAAUGAAAAUGAAGUUAGCAUUGAGUAAUUCCUUUUUUGUUUUUGUUUCGAGUACGGGAGCAAAGCGAACAAUUUCUCACGGGGGCAGCCAAUGACAAGGCAGGGUUCUCCCGCGGAGCAAGCCUUGUAGUAGCCGUACAUAACUAUCACUUUGUUGCUUGUAAACUUUACAGGGUGAAGUAGCUAGAAAACACGCGGUAUUCUCCAUCGUUCAAGUAUCUUGUGCAAGCAGGAAGUGGACUUUGCAGCCUCUCAGCCACCACAAUGCAGGUAACCAAACCAUUCUUGACAUGUUUAGUUGUUUGAGUUGCAUCUCAAUUCUUUACGAGCAGGUUUUCCUUGGCAAUUUUUCUCCUGACAAAGGUGCUUGUGAAAAGAACGGACGAGUUAUGUAAACUAACUAAGAAAAAUGUGUUGUCGCAAGUUUUUCUUCGCUGUUGCAUGAACCGAACAUCUUUGUUGCUGACAAGUGUUUUUAUGAAGGGAACUGUCCUGUGAAAAUGCAGCUUCAGUUAAGCUGUUCGUUUUGAUUUUUUCAAUUAUCUCUGUUCAGUCCUGUCGACCGCCAUUGCCCAAGUGUCAUUGAAAGUUAUCUUCACGACGUAACCUUAGCAAUGUCUUGUUAUUUUUUUUUUUAAUCAGAUGGUGCUAUUGAAGUACGAUAUGCCGAAACAGUAAUUGUCCAGUUCAAAGCAACAAAGCACAGCGGUAAAUACCAAGAAUUAUUGUCGGAAGUUGCACGCCUCAAAAGCUCUGUUUGAAAAUAGCUCGCUUUAGUGCAAUUUCCAGUAUAUGUUUAAAGUAAACCGAGAUGCAUAGCCCUUGCUCAGUCACAACAAUUCUGUGAUAUUACUCGCGCUAUCCUGUCGGCCAAUCAGAUGGAGAGCUUUUCUAACAAUCAAUUGCAACUUAGUUCCUCGCGUUUUCUGCUCCUUUUAUUCUGUAAUUGCCUGGGGUUUGAUUUUACGCCGCUCGUUUAGACUUGUUCCAGUUUCCUUCAGCUCAUUAUAUUUUAGGCAGCCUGAACCGGCCUUAGUAAAUAUUUAAGAUGGAUGGUAAAUUUUGAGCUCAGUCAUGAAAUACCAAAAAAAAAAAGUCUUUUCGUGUUGUCAUGAACGUCGAACAAAGGAAAAAUUUGCGUUUCCGACAAGAAUCGGUCCUCAGACUUUCGGAAUCCGUGCCUCGAUGCAUGACCACUGAGCUACAGAGAACUCUGGUGAAUUAGGCCAUUUCAAGGUUUACAUGUGACAAACGUCCUGCAUACUGCUACUGAGGAUCGGAAUUGUCAAAAGCGUUGUGUUAGUAAAUUGCUCAUAUAGAUAGUAUAUAGUGGUAGCCUAACUUUCUUUGACCCGCACAUUCAACAAGACGAGCGACAUCUUUCCUUUUAAAGCCUGCAUUCGCCAGGCAACAAUUCUCCGCGCUCGGUUUUUUUAACUAAUCAAAUAAUAUGCUUCAGUUAUGGUUACAUUUCAAUGUCUGUUUGUCUUUGUGUUUUGUUCACUUCAGGUGCUUCUGAUUCUUCAGAUGAACUCCAUUUCAGCCACGUUUGCUUCGUUGAAAAUGAGGUAGGAGCGAUGGAUUGAACAAAGUAUUGAAAGACAGGACAGAAACGAACGACAAAACAUAGGAAAGAAAAAGAUAAAUGAAAGGCAAAACAAAACACCCAUGUAAAACGCAUUAGGCUUGACCUUUACGCUCACUUCUGAUCCUCCUAGAACGGCGAUAUGAGCUAUAAUGUACAUUUGCCUCUAUUAUCUUAGCCUGUAAAUUUUAUUGCCUUCUAGCACCUAGCAGUGACUUCCAUGCAAGUUCUUUUAAUAUACUGUCCAACAAACCGGUAACGGAGACGAGGAAAACUUCUCGGGGUGUUUUCUUGAUUUGAAAUAAAAUUUCUUUGACUAUUAUUAAAGAAAAUGUAUUGCGGCCGAAAUGGGAAUUAUUGAUCAGAACUUGGGUGUUCAAGGGUCAAUAUGUUGUGAGUCAUUUAGUCCUCUUGGCAAGGUUUGAAAUCCUCAUGAAAACCUCAUGGAUCAGUGGGUCGUUUAUUCGUCUAAGCUUGCUUUCCUUGUCGUGUAUUUAGUCGGUCACAUUGACAUCUUUUCUUUCACACGAUAGUUUAUAUGAUUAACGAUUAUUGUUCGUCAAUUUGCAGAUCGCUGCCUCGUGUUCUCCAGCCGUUGACUUCUUCUUCAGAUCAGAGGCCUGGAAAGAGCAGAAACAAUUCGCCAAGAAGCUUGACUCUGCGAGUGUUGACGACACUUCACAAGUGGAUAUUGGUUUGAUUGUGUUCUGGCAGGUGAGGCUUGUUAAUAUCAACUUUCUGGUGCAAUUUUUGUAGCAUGAAUGGGCUACUCGUAAUGCUACUCCACUGGUGAGGAAUUCUGUUGUAUAGCAGCCUUUCUACAUCACACACCCCCCCCCCCCAACUGCUAGUUUUUUCUCACUAUUUCCCUAUGCCUUUUUAUAUCCGCGGGUCGAGAGAGGCGCGGAGAGACUUUUCACCCAAGGACACAACAUGAAAUACCCAGUUAGGGGUCGAACCGAGGCCCUUCGAUACAUAGUCAGGCGCGGGUGAUGUACAAAUGGUUCUGAAAACUAAUUAACACUUAGAGAGCGCGACAUAUGGAACAGCCAAACUGAAUUGCGCCGGCAUCAUCGCUUAAGAAGGGCUCAGUUCGUCUUAUUUUAUGUAUUGUGUCCGAUCUCGAUGCUAGAGAAGAGGUUUACUUGCUAUCUGGCUUAGCUGGCACAUGCGCCGUUUUAGAGAUGAUUGGGAUGAAAGUAAAGCGUUUGAUGAUCAUAAUUCACCCUUGCUUUUUUUCUCAUUAUUAUUUCUCAGACUUCAUAUAUAGACAAGGACUUUCAAAAGCAAAUGGUUAAUGGACAGAGUCACGUAAAUAUCAACAGAUUGGCGGAAACAGUGUCAGCUGUCACAAAACCACUGGUAAGGAAGCUGGUAUUCCUACCCAUUCUCUUCUGUUUUGUCCUUUAUCUUUUAUUCUUCCUUUUUACUCACCUUUUUAUCUCCUUUGCGUCUCUGAUCUUUCAUCAACAAAGUUACGAUUACUGCCAUGAUUUUCUCGUUUUAAUAUUCAUACCAGUCACCUUUUUAUCUUCGUUCGUGUCCAAUCUUCCAUCCACGAUGUAAGGGUUGUAGCCAUAAUUUUCUAUUUUUUAUAUCCCUGGUAGUCUUUAACAUUUUCAUGUGCUCACUCAGGUACCGCCGUUCAAUUCCUCUUCUCUUGAAACGACGUCACAAGGUGACACGGAUAGCGUUAGUAACUCAGAACUACUUGUCAAGUAUUCCUUGCGGCAUCCUGCAUCGCUCCAAGUCGAUUUUUCCUCUAGCAGGUAAGGGAAUAUUCCUUGUUAGGAGCUUUAUAUUUUCCUUUGUGUCAUGGAUUAAAGAAACAAAAGAAAAACAACAACAACAACAAAAAUCGGAAUCCGUGCACCGAUGCUCGAUCACUGAGCUACUGAGAACUCUAUGGUGAGUUAGGCCAUUUCAAGGUUCACGUGUGACAAACGUUCUGUUUCAUGCGAUCCUCGCCUGUCCAGCCUUGAAUAGUUUUCCGACUUUAUUCGGAUUCCGCGGCCAAGAAUCGUGAAUCGUAUUCUGUAGCCUAUGAGUGACCAAGACAGAAUUUCUAAUUACAAUAUAGAAUAGAGAAAAAUAUAGAUUAUGAGAUUUAAGAUCAAACUCUCCGAACUAACGUCACAAGAUAUGUAUGGGAGUCGAAAAGGAGAAUUACUAAUGAGAUCUUGGAAGUGAAAUGUUGAACACAUUCCAUAGACUUUUGUUAUUGGUUAACUUCAUCGAGCAUAUAGGAACAUGCCAACAGUAAAGUGGAGAAAAGAGAAAAAUGAGUUAAUUAUCAAGACAGAGAAGUAAAACAUAGAUACGUAGCAUCAUUGGGCAGAAUGAUUCAUUCUCUGGAACUUUUUUAUUUUAUUUAUUUUUUCAGGUUGGCGCGUGUUGUGGUGGAGCUGUCGUUACACAACUGUUGUUCAACAACCGUCGACGUGUUUGUGGAGCUGGUCCCAAGGUUUGUUCAGUUCGGUUUACUUACAUUGAAUUAUUUGAAUCUCUUAUGUUUUUCCUGAUUUUUCCGUUUAACAAGUGGGCAGAAAAAUUGCUGAUACUCCUUAUCGCUUUAUGAUAUUACAACGUUCAUAAGCUUCGAUAUGAUAGGCAUGUUCUUUUUGUCGUCUGACUCUGUUUACAUCAUCCCUCCACAAAAAUUCUGUUUCAUUUUUCUCCUCGCAGUGUCGGAAACUCCUCAUCAGUGUCAGAAGGUGAAUCGAGCAAUUCCACAAACAAUACCGUUUCCUUCGACAAGGAUACAGAAUCUACGUCAUCUCCUAGCUCAUUCACUUGGGUUGGACAGACAUCGAGAAGAUUUCAAUUAGACCCGAACGGAACUUCGAUGUUAAAAUUCAACGCCCUGGUAUCGCUUCCCGGCGUCUAUAACAUGAACAAUUUGCGCGUUCUUGCGAGAAUUUCAGAUGAACACGAACCUGGGGGUGUCUUAAUUCACCAGAAACCGUGUCCACCAAGUUUUACAGUCGUGGAAAACAUUUUUAGCAAUUCUAAGGACAAAAGUUGACUUCGGAAACUUGUCUUUGAAAUUCAGUAUUACUUUAGGAAAAAUUCAGUAUACCCCGAGUGGCCAGAAUUUUCGGGGCAAUGUGUUGAGGUAGAAAAGUGUAACAGAGUAACUGUAAAUAGCUUGUAGGACAGGAGAAACAAGAAGACAGUAAUCGAUCAAAGAAGCAAUAGAUAGGUAUCAAUUCGUAUGAAUCCAGGUUAGGAAUGCAGAUCUUAAUUAUUAUUCCGUGUUUCUUCAUAGUUUUGAUGAGAUGAUACAAUACCGUGAAAAUUAUAUUUUUUAAAAAACGGUAAUAGUUAACGGCAACUCAGUGGGAACAUUUACUAUAUGCAAAGUUCAUCGAGCCAUAAUGAACCUUACAUAAACUUAUUAACAAGGAUGCUGCAUAUUUGACGGUCUCUCGUUCAGAAGCCUGGGUACAAAAACUACGGUUUCCAUGACAAUGAUUGCUUCGAAAUGUUAGGUAUGUUCGCCGCUACUAUUUUGAUAGGGAUGGUAACACUCGGAGCUGAUCGUGAAUCCGCAAGUGAUAAUGCCUUAUUCACUGGACUUUUGUUAUGUCACGUUGUGACAGAUUGUCAAGGGAACAGGAGCAUAUUGUGUAAUGAACGCAUUUACUUUGCUGCAUAGCAAAUUUCGAGGGACGCGAUGUGAGUUUGAAACUUUCACCGUCAGCUUUUAAUCGUCACUUAUGUUUGUAUCUACGUUUGUCUGGCUUUCUACUCUCAUUCUUGUGGUACUUCCAUUUUUAUCAAGGCGAGUGUUAUUUGGCCAACGACACCUGCUUUGCUUGUCAGUACAACUGCCCUACUUCGUCCCCACUAUAGAUUACGGCCAAUAUAGGGUAAUUAAAUCAACAUUUUAAAGGAAAGAGAUCAAGUGAGUGAAUCGAAAAAGCCUCAAAUGGACCACAGAAUUUUACCUUGUGGGCGACUUAUUUUUAUCUCAGAGUUACACACUUUUAAGAGAAGUGUGUAGUUUUGUUUUUCUUUUUUGAUUUUGAUAUGAACAAUCGCUCGGAAAGAACAUUUUAUUUUUUUCUGCGAGUUUCUUUCAUAUGUUUGAAGUCACGUGUAUUAAGUCGAAAGAUACGAAUUUUAUUUACUAUUAUUCAGCGCUUUAAAUGGGCAUAAAUCUUCAAAUUCUGUCAGCUCUUCCUCAAAACAUUGACUUUUUAUUUUCUAACCACGUUUAAAUCCAAGGACGAAAAAAAAGAAAUAGUCGGGAGACAUUCUUGAAACAUUUGAACAAAUGAAGAAAAUUAUUUUACUUCGUCUCUAACUCUUUGAAAAGCUGUUUGGAACAGAGCUAAAACUAGUGUGAGAAUUGGACACAUUGACGUCCUAUCUGAAAUGGAUCCCGCUUGUUUUAAUGUAAUCAGUUGUAAGUUUCAAACCGUAAUUGCAGUUGUCUUUCUGUGAACAAUGUAUCCACACUGUCUUAACUUUAAAACUAGUGCUGAUGACAUCACGAUAAUGGGGAAAACGCAUUCUUGGUGGUGACUUUGCUUGGUUAGGAUCUUAUCGACAAACCUAGCACUGCCUUUUGCAUGCAUGCAUAAAUAUGAUAUCAAGAUCGUACAAAUUUGUCAAAUGGUUGUCUAAUGGUUCUUUAUUGGUUCCACUUGAGUUUGACUGGAAAUUUUGUUAGGUGGAAAAAUUGAUAACAAUAAACUUAUAGGAACAAAGAAACAUGCCUG
Messenger RNA from Pocillopora meandrina, 19485 nucleotides. The record is from the annotation of a GenBank genome assembly. NCBI's taxonomy places the organism in Eukaryota, Metazoa, Cnidaria, Anthozoa, Scleractinia, Pocilloporidae.